Cyanidioschyzon merolae strain 10D is the source of this 978-nucleotide messenger RNA. RefSeq lists its product as hypothetical. The transcript has a single exon. The coding region runs from base 1 to 978 and encodes 325 amino acids. NCBI's taxonomy places the organism in Eukaryota, Rhodophyta, Bangiophyceae, Cyanidiales, Cyanidiaceae. The record is from RefSeq and is a predicted model, not a curated record.
AUGGUGUCUGGUGCGCGGAGAACAGCUUGCGGUACGGCAGCCUGGCGUGGCGCUGCGGGUGACACUGGCGUUGAGGUCGGCGUCAUCGGUACCCCAGCACGUUGCAAACAGUUCGCGUGCACGCAAGCUGUCGCUGAAUUGAGCCUGCAGCCAGCGUUGAUCAGCAGACAGGCGCAAGUGACUCGAGCGUUUGCUCUAGGCUGGGCGCUCUGUGCUACUGGUCGCCCGUUGCCACGAACUCGACUCGCUAUCUGCUGCAGUGCAGGGCGUUUGGGUCGGCGUGUACGCGCAGCGCACGUCCUCGCUCAACCAGGGACUUGGGUGCUCGCUCAGCGGUCGGUGACGUUGCCAGCUGACGCAGGUGAUGCGGUGCGCGUGUCCGGCUUCUGGCAAACGGUACCCACACAAGUCCGUAAGUGCGCAGCUAGGCAUCGUCAUGUUGUACGACGACGGCUCGAGUGCGCCUGGGUACAGCAUCGAGCCGCUAUCCAGGUGGAUGCACCCCGGGAGCUCGUGUUUGCUCACUAUCGUGACCUCGACGCGAUGCCGCGUUGGUCGCCCUGGCUUCGCUCUGUGCGAGUCGAUGCUCGAGACCCGCAGUUGACGCACUGGACGCUUGCAGCGAAGGGACUGGAGUUCACCUGGCAAGCUCGUAUGGUUCGUGUCGAGCCGCCAACAGAGAUUGCCUGGGAAUCCGUGCGAGGCCUCCGUAAUCGUGGACGUGUAGCGUUUCGGGAGCACACGAACAAGUCGUCGCCGUCGUCGUCAUCAUCAUCAUCGUUAUCAUCAUCGUCUGUUCCGAGUACGAUGCUGGAAAUUGAGCUGGCGUUUGAGUUGCCAGCAUGGGUAGCGCUCUGGCUCAAGAGUGCGCCCUUGUUGCAGGGUUUCGUCGAACGUACGCUGCUUGCAGAUUUGGAAAGGUUUCGUGCGUACGUGCAUGAACAGGUAGCACAGGAACGUCGCCUGGAAGCUUCCUGA